Molecule: messenger RNA, 3867 nt
Organism: Amphibalanus amphitrite
Lineage: Eukaryota; Metazoa; Arthropoda; Thecostraca; Balanomorpha; Balanidae
Gene: bgm
Product: long-chain-fatty-acid--CoA ligase ACSBG2-like
Exons: 14
Coding region: 280-2601 (773 amino acids)
Cellular component (GO): endoplasmic reticulum; membrane
Molecular function (GO): long-chain fatty acid-CoA ligase activity
Source: RefSeq, a predicted model, not a curated record
CGUUACUGCGCCUGCGUGCUGUGCACGGCCGUUUCCACCGCGCGUCCAUGCCCCGGGGGCACCCAUUUGGUUGGAGCUCUGCCGAGCGAUUGGACGGCGGCGGAGGUCUGCCCGGGGGGUGUGGCCUGGAGGUUGGGAGCUGAGUGACGAGCAGACUGAGGGCUGGCGAACAGACUGUGCGUGUGCAGAUGUCCAGUUCCGGGUGGUCGAGUUAUUCGAACUGACCUAGCAUUUGUGCUGCGCACUCGCGACCCUCGGUGACCUCUGGGGCAGUUAGCAAUGUCUUCACUCGUGACGGCGCCGCCGCAUCAGACGAAUGGUAGUCUGUAUGCAGGAAAUAAGAUCGCCAUUAGUGUGCCCUACGAGAAGACUGAUGUGACUGACCGGGCGCCUCCGCCACCUCGUCCCGAACAUGCUUUCGAGACUCCCAGUUCGAGCGGCACCGGCUCCACCGGCUCCAGCCCCGACGGAACACCAACCAGUGGACACACCAAGUCCACGGCCUCGCCGGCUGAGCUGGUGACCAGGCUGGGCGAACAGCUCAAACAGGUGGUGCCCGCGCGCCGCGAGUCGCCCGAGAAACAGCCGGCGCCCGCGCCCGCGAAGGCACCGGCGCCCCCGGCUGCUGCGGCGCCCGCCAGUCGCUAUAACGAUGGCCCUGACCAGGUGGUGCCCACUGAGGACCUCAACACUACCGACCGGUUCGGCGCCGUCAAACUGAAGAUUGGCAACAAGGGGCCCAGCGCUGAGCGGCCCAUCUCAGUUCACAGUCUUCUGCGCCGCUCCGCCAGCAAAUAUGGCCACGUGGCGGCGCUGCGCACCAAACGGGACGGCGUCUGGCAGACCAUCACCUACAAGGCCUAUCUGGAGCAGGUCGAGUGCGUGGCCCGCGCAUUCAUCAAGCUGGGCCUGGAGCCGAAGAGCUCUGUGUGCAUCCUGGGCUUUAACAGCCCCGAGUGGUUCCUCUCGGCGCUGGGAGCUGCUUAUGCUGGAGGAGUCGCCGCAGGCGUGUACACAACCAACAACGUGGAGGCGUGCUUCCACUGCGCCGCCGACUCCAACUGCAACAUCUUCGUGGUGGAAGACGAGAAGCAGCUGGCCAAGGUGCAGCAGUUCCGGGACAAGGUGCCCUCGCUGAAGGCCGUGGUGCAGUACUCUGGCACUCCCAGCUCCCCGGGAGUCAUCGGCUGGUCCCAGCUGAUGGAGAUGGGCGCCAAGGAGGGAGGCGAGGAGCUCGAGAGGAGGGUUCGACAGGUGGCUGUGAACCAAGUGGCCUUCCUCAUCUACACCUCUGGCACCACGGGGCCGCCCAAAGGCGUAAUGCUGAGCCACGACAACGUCACCUUCAUGGCCACCAACUGCGUCCGCUACUUCGGUUUUCGGCCGGCGGAGGAACAGGUGGUCUCCUACCUCCCACUCAGCCACGUGGCGGCCAUGAUCGCCGAUAUCUUCCUCCCGAUGGCCUGCGCAGGAACGACGUCGUUCGCUGAUAAGAAUGCGCUGAAGGGCACUCUGGGUCAGACGCUCGCCGAGGUGCGGCCCACCUGCUUCAUUGGCGUACCGCGCGUCUUUGAGAAGAUCAAGGAGGGCUUUGAGACGAAUGUGGGCCAGACGAAGGGCCUGCGCCGCUCGCUGCUGGAGUGGGCGCUAGAGAGAGGACUGAUCUCGCAGACCAACCGGAUCGCAGGCUCCCAGAGCAAGCCGUUCGGUUACGGCCUGGCCCGCCGGCUGGUGCUGUGUAAAAUCCACCGUGUGCUGGGGCUGGACCGGGUGCGACUGCUCUACUCUGGCGCGGCACCCCUCGCCAAGGAUACGCUCACCUUCUUCCACUCACUGGACCUGCCGCUGCUGCAGCUGUACGGCAUGAGCGAGUCCUCCGGACCCCACACGGCCUGUCUGCGCCACGUGGACAAGACCGGCUCCGUGGGUCCCACUCUGGAAGGAUUCGCCACCCGACUGGACAAACCCGACUCUGAGGGCCAGGGAGAGAUCUGUAUGGGAGGAAGGAACGUGUUCAUGGGCUAUCUGAACCUGCCGGAUAAGACGGAGGAGGCGGUGGACGCUGACGGCUGGCUCCACUCCGGAGACCUGGGAACGGUGGAUAACAGGGGAAUCAUCACCAUCACCGGACGCAGCAAGGAGCUGAUUAUCACGGCCGGCGGCGAGAACAUUCCUCCGGUCCUCAUCGAGGACGAGGUGAUGAAGGAGGUGCCUAUCCUCAGCAACUGCUGCCUCAUCGGAGACAAGAGGAAGUUCCUCAGCAUGCUGAUGACGCUCAAGGUGGUGGUGGACCUCGACACGAUGGAGCCCACCAAUCAGCUGAGUCCGCCGGCACUGGAGUUCUGCCGCUCUGUUGGAUCCACGGCGUGCACCGUUCAGGACGUGCUGGACGGACCCGAUGAGAAGGUGAUGUCUGCCAUCCAGCGUGGUCUGGACCGGGCCAACCAGCGGGCCGCCUCCGGAGCGCAGAGGGUGCAGAAGUGGUCCAUCCUGCCGGUCGACUUCUCCAUCCCCGGCGGAGAGAUCGGACCCACGAUGAAGAUGAAGAGACCAGUCAUCCACAAGAAGUACGCUCAGGUGAUCGAGCGGUUCUACUCGUAAGGGCUAUUGUCGCUUGCGCUGGUCGCAGCGUCAGACCGAUACAGCCAGCUAUGCGUGUGAAAUAGUGGCGGCAGGUCGCAGGCGAUUAUGGGCGUAGUUGAUCACCGGCCUGAUGUGACGACAGACGACCCAAAGACGAAGAAGGAGAGAAGAAAGGAGUGGAGGAAAAGGAGGAGAUAUAGAGAAGUGGCCAGCAAUGCAACAGAUCUGCUCAUCUGUACUGAUAUUCGGGUGCGAGGGCAUGCAUGGAUGACAGAAAAUUAGUUAUGUGCAACGAGGAUAAGAGCUGAGGAAUGAAUGCAAUGUCAAAUAUGUUAAUAGUUUUGUUGAUUGAUCUGAAUGCUGAAUGAAAGGCCUUAGUGAAAUGAGAAUCGCUGAGCGAAUGAUAUUUUGAGGAUUGUACCGUGAAGUGUGUGUUAUGUCUUUUUCGUGGUAAGUUCGAAAUUCAUACGAUAAAUUAUUUUUGAUCGAGGUAAUGAAAUUAUAAUUUAUGUGAAAUGCAAGAACGAACGGCUGGCUAUGAGCAUAUUUUUGUACUUAUCGAUGUAUCAUUGUCACUGAGGCUUUUGGCGAACUAAGCGGGGGAACGCCGGGGAUAUUUUUGCAGAGGCUCAUUUGUCUGGCUGUAGCGACAGGACGGGUGCAACAAAGCAGGGUAUUCUGUGCCCUUCAAUCGCCGGUUUCGGCAGGGUCCAUGGCUGCAUGGCAAAUGUCACGCGCGUUUGUUGGUGUAAAUGUGCCGGUGUGUGUCUAAAAUGUGCACAAAAGUCGUACCUACUAAUGAUAUGGUGUUUGUUGCGCUAUGACCCAGUGCUUAUGGAAACUACCUACAUUCCGCGCAGUUGUGUGACCUAAAGGACAGGCAUUGGUAAUAAGGUAGUCACCCCCAUGCAUCAUUCGGUGACCGUUUAUUACGCUGUCUAACCAGGUAACUCGGCUGUGCCUGGUUUCGUGUGUGCCCGUCUCGGUCAGUGCCCAUAGGUGCGGUUGUUAUGAAUCCGAUAUUACCCCGACCAAGCGCUCAGUUUAGGUGUCGAUCACGGCAUUUGGUCAUGUCGAUCACUGUGCUCGAUAUACGAAGGACAAAUGUCUGCGGCAAGUUCGGCCGAUUCCCCCACUUUGUACAUUCCCCGGUGUUUAUUUAUCGUGGAUUUGUUGGGAAAGGAACUGAAGGGAUGCUGGCCGCGCGUUGGCUUGGGAGCCUGACGCACUAGGCCAGAGACUGUUCUUACCAAGUGUAUUGGUAAAUACAAAUGCAAACGAUAA